Molecule: messenger RNA, 2114 nt
Organism: Pygocentrus nattereri (red-bellied piranha)
Lineage: Eukaryota; Metazoa; Chordata; Actinopteri; Characiformes; Serrasalmidae
Gene: eif2s2
Product: eukaryotic translation initiation factor 2, subunit 2 beta
Exons: 9
Coding region: 138-1133 (331 amino acids)
Biological process (GO): formation of translation preinitiation complex; translational initiation; formation of cytoplasmic translation initiation complex
Cellular component (GO): eukaryotic translation initiation factor 2 complex
Molecular function (GO): translation initiation factor binding; mRNA binding; translation initiation factor activity
Source: RefSeq, a predicted model, not a curated record
GCGGUGCGGCGGCUGAACCACGCGCGUCCCAGCCCAGCGCGCAGUGAGCCACAGCACAGCGGAAGGCGGACGGCGGCGGAAAAGCGAGUAAAACACUUAGAGAUUCUCCUUCGAAUCGACCGCGCCGACCUGAGAACAUGUCCGGGGACGAGAUGAUCUUUGACCCCACCAUGACCAAGAAGAAGAAGAAGAAGAAGAAGCCCUUCAUGUUGGAGGAGGAAGGAGGAGAGGCGGAUGAUGGAGUGCAGGUCGAGACAAAGGAGCCCGAAGUGGACGGAGGCGAAGAGAGAGACUUGGAUGUGGAUGAAGAUGAGGGUAGAAGGAAAGAGCCCUCGGACGACCUGGAUGACCUGAACUUCUUCAACCAGAAGAAGAAGAAGAAGAAAUCCAAAAAGGAGAAGAUUUUCGACAACGAGCUGGAUGAGGGGAUGAAGGAGCUGAAGAUCGAGGCGGAACCGUCUGAGACACUAGAUGACGAUGAUUUAAUGCUGCCUGCUAAAAAGAAGAAGUCCAAAAAGAUUAAGGACUUCCAGGAUGAUUCAGAUGUUCCGAGCAGAGAUGAUGGUCUGGAGGAUGACGACAGUAAGAACCUGGAUGACAUCACAUUCAGCACACAGACGGGUCCCGCCUGGGCCGGCUCGGAGAGAGACUACACAUACGACGAGCUUCUGAGCAGAGUCUUCAACAUCAUGCGGGAAAAGAAUCCAGACAUGGUUGCUGGUGAGAAAAGGAAGUUUGUGAUGAAGCCCCCUCAGGUUGUGAGAGUCGGCACUAAAAAGACCUCCUUUGUUAAUUUCACAGACAUCUGCAAAUUGUUGCAUCGACAGCCCAAACAUCUCUUGGCGUUCUUGCUGGCUGAGUUGGGUACCAGUGGUUCCAUCGAUGGAAAUAACCAGCUUGUUAUCAAAGGAAGGUUCCAGCAGAAACAGAUAGAGAACGUCUUACGAAGAUAUAUAAAGGAGUAUGUGACGUGCCACACGUGUCGUUCUCCCGAGACCAUCCUGCAGAAGGACACCCGUCUGUACUUCCUGCAGUGCGAGACGUGUCAUUCCCGUUGCUCCGUCGCCAGCAUCAAAACAGGCUUCCAGGCCGUCACCGGCAAAAGAGCGCAGCUGCGUGCCAAAGCCAACUAACACCCACCCAGACCGCUUCGAACGGCGCUCCAUGGCCAGACUUCACAAACCUACGCCUUUACUGCUCCUGAGUCUUGGAGUCUGCCUUUCACUCAGGAGCUGUUCUAGAGCCGUGAGGCUGUUCUUUUCUUUUUCAUAGAAAGUGGAAAGCGAACACCUGCUGCAACUCCAUCCACCUUUAGCCUGAGGUUUUGCGUGCUUAGGGUUGUGGAGUCUGGCCUUGAAGCUCCGAUUAAUGCUCUGUGAGAUGUGGCGCAGGAUCCCACGGCCUGGACAUUUUUAUGAACUGUUGGUGAAUUUGUUACUGCUGCCUUGCCUACACAGAAAAAUUUAAAUCAAUAAAAUGAAUACCAGAUGGGUGAAUACGUGCUGCGUAGGUUCUCUAACGAAAACACAGAAACCUUUUCUCAGUUAGAGGAGUCGUUUAGAACCACCUUUUACAUCGAUUUGUUGCUUUUAAUAACCGCUGAUGAUUAUAAAAAUGUCACUGAUUAAAAAGCUCAAUCUAACCGAGAGAGACAGACGUGCGUUACAUCAGUAAUUUGAAUUAACUUUUAUACUCAUGACACAAGCAAUUCAGACUGAAGUGCAGUAAUUGAUACCCUGAUAGUGCCGUGUGCUACAAAGCUGAUCUGUAUCAUCUGAGUUCAUAUUUUUGUUGGCUUUACUGAAGGGCAGCAUCCAUAAACAUACAACACAUGAAUAAAGCGAAGUAGACGUUUAUAAAGGCUUCAGUUGUCAUAACAUUGAAGUGAAAUGACAUUAAAUUGAUCAAAAGCAGCUUUACUGACCGCUGACACUUGCAGUGUAUAUAAGUGUUAGUUCUCGUGAUUUUGUGUGUGUUGUAGUGUUUACGGUUACACCAGCUGCAAAAAUGGGAUUAAAAUCUGUUAAAUUGAUGAGCGAAUAAGUCCAGGCCUGUACACUGUGCUGUACUCACUGAUAACUCUACCCAGUGUCUAAAUAAAGUGGUCCUAAUCA